ACUAUAAAUUUACUGUGAGGCCCUGAAAACAGAAUAGUAUAUAAUGGGUUUAGAAUAACUGAAGGCUACAAUGAUUAAAAUAAUUAUGCCUGGGGAUUUUACUCCUCCGCUCCUAUUCGUACGAUAGACGUAUUCUUGCUUAAGCAAGUGUGAUAAAAUCAACUUCGUAAUUUUUAGCUUAGAUUUUAGAGAUUGAAAGCUAAGCUUUCAUACAGCGGGAGACAUAAUUUUUUCGUUAAUUUGAUUUGAUUUCAGUUACUCAUAGUAAGCCUAGAAGUUUUGUUGGUCAUUACCCUUAACGCCAUGAAUCCAAUUGUUAUUUUAUUCCUUUCUGCCAUAACAAUGUUUACUGGUUGUUGUGUGGCAGGAGUUAUCCCGCUGGUUGUGACCUUAUCAGGGAGGAAACUACAGUUAGUGUCGGUGCUUGGUGCUGGCCUAUUAGUUGGAACUGCAUUAUCUGUAAUAAUUCCUGAAGGUGUCAACACACUGUAUUCAUCACAUUUAGAGAUACAAAGCCACAUUGAAAGAGAACACGAAAUAACAACUAACCAGACAGAGUUUCCAAACGUUCAAGAGAUGGAACACACAGAUCAUCAUCAUCAUCACUCACUUAUCGGGGAAGCCCACAUUUUAAUUGGUGUUACACUGAUUUUGGGCUUUAUCUUCAUGCUUUUGAUAGAUCAGAUAAGUUCAGCCCAUUCAAGACUUUCAAAUACUGAUACUAAAGAAGGGGAGGCUAAGCAAGAAGGCUACAACAUAACAACCACUAUUGGGCUAGUUGUUCAUUCAGCAGUUGAUGGUAUUGCCCUCGGAGCGGCGCUUAACACAUCACAUACAGAUAUAGAAAUGAUAGUUUUUAUAGCAAUUAUGCUACACAAGGCACCAGCAGCUUUUGGCCUGGUGACCUUUCUUUUACACGAAGGCUUGGACAAGAAACUCAUAAGGAGACACCUGUUGUUAUUUGCUCUUGCUGCACCUGUAUUGACUAUCAUAUCUUACUUUAGUAUAAAUCAGACGGCUAAGACGGCUAUGUCAACAUACAGUGUUACUGGAAUUGCUAUGUUGUUUAGUGCAGGGACAUUCCUAUAUGUUGCCACGGUCCAUGUGUUGCCAGAGGUGAUCAAGCAUUCUCACACUCAAUCUGCUAAUACAGAGUCUGUGCAGUCAAAACAAAAAGGUCUUAAAGUAAUGGAAUUAUUGGCAUUGAUAGUGGGUGCGAUUCUUCCUAUGCUGUUGUCUUUUGGACAUUAUCAUUAAGGGCACAAAGAAGACACACACAACACAAAAACAUUUGCAAUAUAUGUGUAUGUUAUUUUAUCCAGAUUUCUUGAGUGAGCAUUUAUAUGGAUUGAAAUAUGCUUCUACUUAUUAACAUUUAUUGUUUCAUUGGCAUUUUAUAAACAUUAUUCAUGGAUUAAGCAAGUAUAUCUCUGGUAAUUAAUAUGUUUUUUUUUUAUACUCGCUUAUAAAGCUUGUCCUAUAUACUUAUUCAGACCAUUAUUUGUAACAUAUGUUAGUUAACACUGUAUUUUAUUCAGAUAUAACUUAUAUAUGAAUUAAGAGCUUUCAUUCACAUGCAUAUAUGUUUGUUAAGGUUUUACUUCCGUUAGUUAUUCAUUAUAGGAUUGUGUUUGAAAUAUUAAUAUUUUCUUUGAAUUAUGUAGUUGCUUUGUCAGUAAUUGAUUUGUAUUAUUUGAAGAACAUGGAUUUGGUAUAUCUUACUUAAUUCUACUGCACAAAGUAUGUAUCUUGUUAAGAUAUUGUUCGCUUGUGAUUAAGUUGAUAUUUCACUGGUAGAGAAGCUGUAAUAAUUUGUAACCAUGGAUAUAUAUAAUGCAUUGCAUGUAUUUCAAAUGAGGUCAUGAAAGCCUCUGCAGCUAUUAUGUGUGAUUUUGAUUCUUUGUUCGGAUUGAGAGUGCAUUAAAUUUGGAAAAAAUGUCACAUUAUUGAUACCCAAAAAUGUAAUGUGUGCUUUGUUUUUUAAUAGUUUAUACAUUUAAUACUAUUGUUUUUAGAUUAUUUUAAACUGUUCAUUAAACUUUGGUUGGUGGGCUAUUGGUCAUUGUCUUGAACCCAUUCUAUCUAUACAGCCGAUGUUAAGCGUUGGUGGUAACAGAAGUUCUGAAUUGGUGUUAUUUAUAAAGAAUAAAUGAAAAAAUAUUGUAUUA
Messenger RNA from Limulus polyphemus (Atlantic horseshoe crab), 2168 nucleotides. RefSeq names its product zinc transporter ZIP9-B-like. The transcript is spliced from 7 exons. The coding region runs from base 304 to 1257 and encodes 317 amino acids. Gene Ontology annotation, molecular function: metal ion transmembrane transporter activity. Gene Ontology annotation, biological process: zinc ion transport; transmembrane transport. The record is from RefSeq and is a predicted model, not a curated record. Gene Ontology annotation, cellular component: membrane. Lineage: Eukaryota; Metazoa; Arthropoda; Merostomata; Xiphosura; Limulidae.